This is a messenger RNA of Closterium sp. Yama58-4, 3339 nucleotides long. The record is from the annotation of a GenBank genome assembly. NCBI's taxonomy places the organism in Eukaryota, Viridiplantae, Streptophyta, Zygnematophyceae, Desmidiales, Closteriaceae.
AUGGCGACGCCGGAUAUGGCACUCCCGACCGCGGCAGGCGACGACGUUUGCGUGCGAUCCCUGCGACCGUCGCCAUUCUUGCUCGGCGACAUCGCGAACGACCCUACUAACGACUCCCUUACCACUUAUGCUAGCUCAGAUUCCAAGUCGCGCAUGCUGGAGCUGGCGACGCGCUUCGCCGCUACUCUCCGCUCUCUCAAGAUCCGUCCAGGCGCGGGUGGUAACGCGACGCCGCGUCCUGACGACGAUAAGCUAUCGGCCAAAAGCAUCGUGGAGAUCCUUCAACGCGCGUCGGACAUCGAGUCGCUCUCGCUGGUGAGCUGCGUCGAAGCGGUGCCCGAUCGUCGCACCGCGCCACCCGGCUUCCUUCCAAUGACCAAAACAGAACUCGCGACGGUGGUGCUCCCCGCGCUGCCACGUCAGCUCAAAUCCCUGGAACUGAGCUCGGACCACUUUCUGACCCCCUCGGCGUGCGUGACGUGGGCGGAGGGGGGCGAGGCCGCGGCGGGAGGCGCGGGUCGAGUGUGGGGCAAAGACGACGGCCUUCAAGUCGGCGGCACGACUAACGUUCCCAUCCCCCCAUCGCAGGCGCCUCCUCCGCGCAACCCCUCUCCUGCUGCCGCCGCUGCUGCUGAAGCUGCUGCAGCCACUCCCGCCGUACCUUCCCCCCCUCCGUCCGACCCGUCUCCUCCUCUUUCCCCAUCCUCCCUCCCCCCCGCUCCCCCUCCCCUUCCGCCCGCCCCCUCCCGCGAGCCCAUCUCCAUCCACCCGCCGCGCGUCUGCCUCACGGACGUGCACCUCCAUGCCAUCGCCGCCUCCCUCCCCAACCUCACCUCCCUCAACCUUGACAUGCGUGCAACCGUCAACGCGGAGACCAUAGGCCACCUGGCGGCGUCGCUGCCGCAUCUCAAAUCUCUCUCUCUCUGCUCUGAUGAGGUCACCUGGGAGGUGGUGUCGCUGCUGCUCGCGCUCCUCCCCUCCCUGCAGCACCUCUCGCUCGUCUCCCACGCCUUGGAUAAACCUCGCAACCACCCCGCCAAGCCUGCGGCACCACCCGCCGAGCCUCCUGCUUCGGCUGCCACAGCAGCCGAUUCAGCUGGGGCCGAGGCUCUAGAUUCUGAAACGGCUGCUCUCCUUUCAUCGCUCUCCAUUGCCGCUCCCAAGCCCGGCGACCUUUUCUACUGCCCACCGGGGUCGGCUCUGGCGCCCUGCCUCUCCUCCAUCCGCCUCUAUAUCUCCCCCCACCGUUCUGUUGCCUGGGAAUCGCCCCCUGCAUCCUCCCUACUGCUCGCCCUCGCUGCUCGUCCCUCCUCCACUCCUCUGCGGGCCUUGCACGCCCAGAACUCCCCCAGCUCCACAUGGCAGCUCGUGGGCCACCUGUUCCGCCAGCUCACCACUCUGGAUCUCUCUCAAACCGAGCUGCAUCCCGCCCCAUCUCACCUGAAGGUUGGAUCAACCGAGUGGAAGAAGAGCGAGGAGGUGCUGUGCCAGGCCAUCAGGGGCCUUCCUCUCCUGGAGCGCCUUGGCCUUCCGCUGGCGUCAGAUGCCAUUCUCACAGCUGUUUCUGAGUCCUGCCCGAACCUCACUGCCUUGCACGCCCAGCCACUGGCUCGGUUCAUUGCUGUCGCCUCUGCUGCUGCCAGUGCUGCUAAUGAUUUCCUUCUCACCAGCUCCUCCAUCUACGCCAGGACCUGCCUGCGUGUUUCCCCUCCUCCUGUGCAAUCUCAUGUUACUGAUGCCGGGGUGGUGGCUCUUGCAAACGGAUGCACGCGAUUGGUGCAGCUGAGUCUGGGCGGCUGUGUGAACGUGGGGCCAGUGGGGCUGCGCGAGCUGGCGAGAAAAUGCGGGCGGCUGGAGGUGCUGAGGCUGGCGCGCACAGCGGCGGACGACGCUGCUGUCGUGGCCGCGCUGUUCGGCGACACCUGGCAUGCUGACGCUGCAGUUGGUGCUGGUUCCACUGCUUCGCUCCAGCUGCAGUUGCCCCAGCUCGUUCUGCUGGAUCUGUUUGACUGCCCGGGUGUUUCCUCCGGCCUGCUGCUCUCUCUCUUGGCAGCGGCCAGGGAGCUUGCAGGCGAUGGUGAAGAUGGGGAGGAGGUGAGGGCUGGGGGAGAGGCAAGGCGCCCUGGACUUACGGAUUUCAGGCUGCGGAGGCUGCUGGUUUCGCAUGGGGUUAUUGCUGGCAAGGAUGGUGGAAAGGAAGGAAAGGGAAGUAGAAAUGGUGAUGCUGGUGUGGAUUUGAGAGUUGCGGCAAGGGAGCUCGCCCUUUGUUGGUCACCUUAUGCGACAAUGAAGGUGAUCGGUCUUACGGGUGGUAUAGCAAGCGGGAAGAGCACUGUCUGUCAGGAGCUCAAGUCGCGGUUCGGCUUUCCUGUAAUCGACGCUGACAAGACAGCGCACGAUGUAAUGCGGAAGGGAACCCCAGCCCAUUCGCAAGUGGUGAAAGAGUUUGGACCUUCGGUGCUGACAUCAGAAGGGGAGAUAGAUCGCAACAAGCUGGGAGAGAUAGUGUUCGUCGACGCCAGCAAGAGGAAGAAGCUGAACAGUAUUAUGCAUCCUCACAUUGCCUAUGCAAUUGCACGCCAGCUCUUCUCCCAUUGGUGGGCCAAUCACCCGCUGGUCAUUCUAGAUGCUCCUCUGCUCUACGAGACUUGUCUGAACCGGGCUACACGGGCAGUGAUCGUUGUCUUUUGUGAGACGGAGCAGCAGGUAGAGCGUUUAAUGAAGCGCAAUGCUCUGCAGGAAGAUGACGCUUGGCGGAGAGUGGCUGCUCAAAUGCCGCUGGAGCUCAAAGUAGAGCGGGCAGAUUAUGUGAUAGAUAAUACGGGAGAGUGGAGCGGUACAUUGGAAAAUGUUUCAAGAGUUGUGAAGUCCAUUAGAACCAACCACAAUACUACCGGUGCAGUUGCUAUCGCCACAAUCCUCACCAGCAUCCGUCUUGACAGCCUUCAAGAAUCGUUAUCUUCCAUGACCGUUGGAUCAGCGUCAUCUGACCUGCUGCUUCUGAAAGUCUUCUGUGUAUUCCUUUGCUUCCUCUUCGCAUUUCUAUGCCACACUCAGGCCAUUCGAUUCCUCAGCCAUGUAAAUUUCCUUAUCACCAUCCCCAUUGAUCCUGAGACUUCUCCUGGUCUCUCCAUCUCUUAUGUACAAAGAGUUCUUGCACGAGGAGACAACUUUUGCACAGUGGGCAAUCGCUCAUUCUACUUUCUCCUCCCUCUUGCGCUAUGGUUCUUUGGGCCUAUCCCAAUGUUUCUCUCAAUCGUUAUUAUGAUAUUUGCACUAAGGAUCUCGGAUUUUUCUCGUGACUUUCUUGUCAUCCUUACCCCGGAGGCUCUGACAUGA